CGCGGUGCCCCCGGUCACGUGUCGCGCGGUGGCGGCGGCGGCGGCGCCAUGGCGGUGAACUACAGCGCCAAGGAGGAGGCGGACGGGCACCCCUCGGGCGGCGUCGGCGUGCCGGGCGGCGGCGCCGUGGGCAGCGGCGGCGGGGGCGUCGUGAAGACCCGCAAGCCCGACAACACCGCGUUCAAGCAGCAGCGGCUGCCGGCUUGGCAGCCCAUCCUGACGGCGGGCACGGUGCUGCCGGCCUUCUUCAUCAUCGGCCUCAUCUUCAUCCCCAUCGGCAUCGGCAUCUUCGUCACCUCCAACAACAUCCGCGAGUACGAGAUUGACUAUACGGGAACAGAACCUUCUAGUCCCUGCAACAAAUGCUUAAAUGUGUCCUGGGACAGCACACCCCCUUGUACAUGCACCAUCAAUUUCACACUGGAGCAUUCAUUUGAGAGCAAUGUAUUCAUGUAUUAUGGACUUUCCAACUUCUAUCAAAACCACCGUCGUUAUGUGAAAUCUCGAGAUGACAGCCAGCUAAAUGGAGACAACAGUUCACUACUUAAUCCAAGUAAGGAAUGUGAGCCUUAUCGCACAAAUGAGGACAAACCCAUUGCUCCUUGUGGAGCUAUUGCCAACAGUAUGUUUAAUGAUACACUGGAGUUAUACCGCAUUGAUAAUGACACAAGGACUCCGAUUCCUUUGAUCAAAAAAGGCAUUGCAUGGUGGACAGAUAAAAAUGUCAAGUUCAGGAAUCCUACAGGAGAUGGAAACAACUUAACUGCGCUUUUCCAAGGCACAACAAAACCUGUGAACUGGCCCAAGCCAGUGUACAUGCUGGACUCAGAGCCCGACAACAACGGCUUCAUCAAUGAGGACUUCAUCGUGUGGAUGCGCACAGCUGCUCUGCCAACGUUUCGCAAGCUCUAUCGUCUGAUCGAAAGGAAGAACAGCUUUCAGCCUACCUUACAGGCUGGAAAAUACUCUUUGGAUAUUGCAUACAAUUAUCCUGUACACAGUUUUGAUGGACGAAAAAGAAUGAUCCUAAGCACCAUCUCAUGGAUGGGAGGAAAAAAUCCCUUCCUGGGAAUUGCUUACAUCACUGUUGGGUCCAUAUGCUUCUUCUUAGGAGUGGUGUUGCUAUUCAUUCAUCACAAAUACGGCAAUCGAAACACCAGUGCAGACAUUCCCAAUUAAUCUUGCAUUCUGAAAAUAAAUGUACUGCAUGUGCAUCAAGGCCAGUCCAGAAUGGACCCAGUUUUUGAAAGACAAAUCUCUGCUUCUGUCAUUUCUGAGACUGGGUGCAUAAUUUUUACCUAAAGCUCCCCUUUCCCGUACUGUGGAUUAACUCUUGAAAAUGACGGGUAUACAAUUAUCUCUAUUGAUUGUAUCUCUGCCUAUGUCAGAAACAGUUUUUCUGAUAUUUGCCUCUAACUGGGCAGGCCACAUGAUGCAUAUAGCUCCUGUUCCCUUGAUGCAUCUGCUGCUUGUUCACGUGCUAUGUAAUGUCGGUAUGAUUCAGUACAUUUAGAUUGUGUGAAGAAAGAUGGUUAUAAGAUACUGUAAAUUGUUGACUUUCCAGAAUUCGGGUGUCAGUGCUGUUGGAAGAAGUCAAGUCUUAAAUGUUUUCUUCAAUUUACUGUCUUGUGUGCAUGGGCUCCUACAUUUCUUGCUGAGAUUUUAAUAUAUUUAUACAAGUUGUUAAAUAUUUUUCCUGUGUCCUACCCACCUCUAUUAUAUUAAAUCCUUUAAGUGCUCUGUAAACUUCAGCACUCUGGAUUCUUUGUAUAUUUACAGUAUAUGUGCCUGGCCAGUAAACAAGCAUCCUAUGAAAAUACCAGAAAACCUAUUUGUUAAUUAUCUGCGUGAGACCCUUUAAAAGAUUGUUCUAAAUCGGGACAUGCUUGUUGGAGAUGUAAUAUUUUUCUAAUUUUCUUUGCUUUAAGUCAUAUCCAAUCCUAGUUCACUUUUUGCUGGUUUUGCUUUUUAUGAGCAGCACCAAGCAUUAAUCAAGAAGAACUUAAAAGGUUUUUUUCCAUUCAUACAUCGGGGUGAAUUCCUUUUACUGGGAUGAAUUCCUUUUACUUGAAGAGUUUCCUAAUUUUUUUAGAGCAUAUGUAUUCUGAGCAGGCUUUGUUUUAAGGGAAUUAUAUACUUUUUCCUUAUUUGGAGUGAACACCACAUUAAUUUUUUGUGGUGUUUAGGAAGUAAACUGUAGAAGUUCAGAAGUUGAGAUGGCAGUGACAUUUUUCCCUGAAAUGCAGGUUUAGCUUGCUGUGAAACAUAAUUCAAAUAUUGCAGUUAGACACAAUGUGCUGGUUAGUGUCUUAAAUUACAUAAGGAUUCACCUUUAGGUUAAUUACAAGUUAACUGCAACCUAUAAAAUAUUAAUUUUUGGUGACUUUUUUUUAGAUGAUGCACAGAAACCUCAAUGUAUAUGGUGGAGAUCACUUUAUAUGCAAUUAGCUUGAUAAAGUAUGGAGUAUAUUAAAAGAGACCUAAUAAAUUCUGCAAACCAUUUAAUAAGAGAUUUGGUUUUGUUCUUGAACAUAUAUUUAUUUUUAUCUGGAUGAAAAGACAUCAUUAAGUGUAAAUGCAGUUUUAAAUGAGUUGUAUUUCUGGGAUUGCAUAUUUAUUACAAAAAUGCAUGGUCCAAUAGCUUAAUCUACAGGCAACUUUAAACAAAACUAUUUAUUUAUCACAUAAUCACAUAACUGGUUUUACUUAAUUACUUGUGUAGCCUAAGAGUUUAAAUGUGUAAGUCUGGAGAAACUGUGGAAUGAGGCAGCAUUUCCAGUGUGCUUGCUUUCUGUAACUACAUAUAAUAAUUUAUUUGCAUAGUACAGCCUGGCCGAACAGGGCUUUCAAACCUUUUAAGAUUUUAUUUACAGUGUUGUAUUCGUGUUGCUGGAGUUACAGAAUAAGGGUAAUACACCCUUGAAAACUUGCAGAACAUGUUAAACUGGCUUUCAGCUGCGGAGUAGCUGCUAGUCCAAGAUAGAGUAAAUAAGCAAGGGGAUGUCUCACAAUUACUGGUUAUUAAAAUAUUCUGAUUUUUAAA
This is a messenger RNA of Motacilla alba alba, 3043 nucleotides long. RefSeq names its product transmembrane protein 30A (gene CDC50A). Gene Ontology annotation, biological process: phospholipid translocation. Gene Ontology annotation, cellular component: endoplasmic reticulum; Golgi apparatus; plasma membrane. The record is from RefSeq and is a predicted model, not a curated record. The transcript is spliced from 7 exons. The coding region runs from base 49 to 1179 and encodes 376 amino acids. NCBI's taxonomy places the organism in Eukaryota, Metazoa, Chordata, Aves, Passeriformes, Motacillidae.